Messenger RNA from Monodelphis domestica (gray short-tailed opossum), 6080 nucleotides. RefSeq names its product protein C-mannosyl-transferase DPY19L1. Lineage: Eukaryota; Metazoa; Chordata; Mammalia; Didelphimorphia; Didelphidae. The record is from RefSeq and is a predicted model, not a curated record. Gene Ontology annotation, cellular component: nuclear inner membrane. Gene Ontology annotation, molecular function: mannosyltransferase activity.
UAAUAAGCUUGAAAGUGAUUUAGUAGUUGUUUUUAAAUGAAACAUACUUUAAAUGCUUUAAAAGUAGAAUUUCUUCAUUGUUAAAAUAUUUUGUUCACUUGUCAGACUUUUGGGGGAAAGCCUAAUUAAUUCAAGAUGGAGUUUUUAUUCAGAUGGUAAAGCAGCAAAAUUUUCAACAUUAAGUAGUAAAUUGAUAAUAAUUUCUGUUGCCAGCCUAAUAACUGUCUUCUUUGGAUGGUGCUACUAAUUCAACCUUCUAUUUUUUUCUCUCUCCUGAUCAUUUAGUCACCAAAAGCUUCAGGGCUAUGAAACAGAGCAAAGUGCCUCUUAAAAGUAAGAAUUUUCAAUUGAGAAGGAACCUCAGUGGUCUUUCUCCAAAGCUGUCACCUCAAGAUAAGAUCUAUUGCUUUAAACUUAUUAGAAAUUAAGCAGCCACAGGCAUUUCUAGGGGGUAGAGUGGGGAAAGAAACUCUCCAAGUUGUCCCAUGUGUAAAGGGAACCCCUUUCUCCCCAGGAUCCUGUAUUUCCUGCUCCUAGGAGCCCCAGCCCAUUAUCAACCAGGAGCUAGGUGCUACAGGUCCAGGUCAGAGAGACUUUGAUUGGUUCCUGAGAUGUGGUAGACCAAUGCAGAAGGAAAGGAGGUCAGAUCACAGAGUCCGAGAUGGAAGGGGACCUGGGAGCCCACUUAGGCCGACCUAUAUGGCAACUGCUUUUGCUGGGAUUUUGCACUGGAGUCACAUAACAAGUCUCUUUGAAAAUGAUCGUCAUUUUUCUCACCUCUCAACACUGGAAAGGGAGAUGGCUUUUCGAACUGAAAUGGGUCUUUAUUAUUCCUAUUUCAAAACCAUCGUAGAAGCUCCUUCAUUUUAUAAUGGAAUGUGGAUGAUUAUGAAUGACAAGCUAACAGAAUAUCCUCUUGUGAUUAAUACAUUGAAACGUUUUAAUCUUUACCCAGAGGUGAUCUUAGCGAGCUGGUAUCGUCUCUACACCUGGAUCAUGGGCUUGAUUGGCGUUCAGACCAAGAUAUGCUGGACUGUUACCCGAGGAGAAGGGCUUAGUCCUGUAGAAAGCUGUGAAGGAUUGGGAGAUCCUGCUUGCUUUUAUGUCGCUAUGAUUUUUUUGUUAAAUGGACUAAUGAUGGCUUUAUUCUUCAUCUAUGGCACAUACUUAAGUGGGAGUCGACUAGGAGGCCUCAUUACAGUAUUGUGUUUCUUUUUCAAUCAUGGAGAGUGUACACGUGUGAUGUGGACCCCUCCUCUUCGUGAAAGUUUCUCAUAUCCAUUCCUUGUGCUUCAAAUGUUGCUUGUGACUCAUAUUCUCAGGGCUGCAAAUGUUUAUAGAGGAAGCUUGAUUGCCCUCUGCAUUUCAAAUAUUUUUUUCAUGCUUCCUUGGCAGUUUGCUCAGUUUGUCCUUCUCACACAGAUAGCAUCAUUAUUUGCUGUGUAUGUUGUGGGUUACAUUGAUUUAUGUAAAUUAAAGAAGAUCAUCUACAUCCAUAUGAUCUCGCUAGCACUUUGUUUUAUUUUGAUGUUUGGAAACUCAAUGUUGCUAACUUCUUAUUAUGCUUCUGCUUUGGUUAUUAUCUGGGGCAUCCUGGCAAUGAGACCACACUUCCUGAAAGCAAAUGUGUCUGAACUCAGCUUGUGGGUUAUUCAAGGAAGUACUUGGUUAUUCGGAACAGUCUUAUUGAAGUACUUGACCUCUAAAAUCUUAGGCAUUGCUGAUGAUGCUCACAUAAGCAACCUGCUAACGUCCAAAUUCUUCAGUUACAAAGAUUUCGACACUUUAAUGUACACUUGUGCUGCAGAGUUUGACUUCAUGGAAAGAGAGACUCCAUUGCGGUACACAAGGACCUUGCUACUUCCGGUUGUCCUUGUGGUAUUUGCAGCAAUUGUUAGAAAGACUGUUAGUGAUAUUUUGUGUGUGUUGUCUAAGCAGCGUACACAUAUGAGAAAGCACCAGUUCGAUCACGGCGAGUUGGUUUAUCAUGCAUUACAACUAUUAGCUUAUACAGUUCUGGGUAUUUUAAUUAUGCGACUGAAACUGUUUCUGACACCACACAUGUGUAUCAUGGCUUCUUUGAUCUGCUCAAGACAGCUCUUUGGAUGGGUCUAUUGCAAAGUGCACCCCAGCACGGUUGUGUUUGCCGUAUUGGCCAUCAUGUCAGUGCAGGGCUCAGCCAACCUGCAGCACCAAUGGAGCAUCAUCGGGGAGUUUAGCAAUUUGCCACAGGAAGAACUCAUAGAAUGGAUCAAGUUUAAUACUAAACCAGAUGCCGUUUUUGCUGGAGCCAUGCCUACGAUGGCAAGCGUCAAGCUUUCCGCCCUCCGACCCAUUGUGAACCACCCACAUUAUGAAGAUGCGGGCUUGAGGGCAAGAACAAAAGUUGUAUACUCAAUGUAUAGUCGAAAAACAGCAGAAGAAGUGAAGCAGGCACUAUUCAAAUUAAGAGUGAACUAUUACAUUCUAGAAGAAUCAUGGUGUGUAAGAAGAACCAAGCCUGGUUGCAGCAUGCCCGAGAUCUGGGAUGUGGAAGAUCCUUCCAAUGCUGGCAAAACCCCUUUAUGCAGUCUCUUGGUAAAGGACUCAAGACCUCAUUUCCCCACCAUAUUCCAAAACAGGAUUUACAAAGUCUUGGAAGUUAUUAAAGAACGAUGAAUGCUACCUAAACUGCUCUAGUGGAAAGAACCACAUUAGAAAUUGUUGUUUAACCUUUUGCUAUUAACUCAUAUAUUAAGAUCAUUUGAAUUCGCAUCUCAACAGAUAGUAAUUGCUUUUCCCUUCCUUUCAUAGUUUCUGUUAAAGUCAUGCCCUUGAAAUUUGCUAUGCAAAUGAUCAUCUGCUUACAUAUCACUUGGACAAAUAUCUGUCCUACAAAAAUAGAGUAAGGGACUUGUGUGGUUGAAAUGGAAGCAGCCAAGUCGUAGCUCCUGAAAUGGGGCCAGUUUGGGGGUCUAUUGGGCUCUCAGUCUUGCUUCACCUCUUUAUCCUGGGGCAAUUCCAGUCCUUAUCACAGGGCAAGAGGAAAAUGAGAGAAUUCCAAGCUGUGACUUUGGCUGGUGGGAAGGAGCUCUAGUAAAAGGAAUUGGUCAAGCACCCAGGAAGGGACCUAGCUAGAGCCUUCUGGGAUUCCUGUGGAUUCCAUGAUUUUUCUUAUGCUCUCUAUUUCCCAUGGCCACAAGUAGUUCAGCGUUGCCUACCUUUUAUUUCAUUCAAACCCCUUUGCUUAGUAGCUAUGAUUUCCCCCGAGCAUUGUCUCAUUUAGCCAAAGGUUCCUUAAAAUAUGAUAACCCAUUUCUCUCUCCCUCUUUAACUUGUUACCUGAAUAUUGGUACAAUUUCUCUCCUUCUGAGAACUUUGCUUAUUCCUCGUAAUCAUGUAAAUAUUUUUUUUUUUACUUUUUCAAUGUACUAAAUAUCUUUCAUGGUUUUUAACCAUUUUUAAGCUUACUAUAUUUUUAGUUGCAAUAAGGGCAAAAAAAAUCUUGAAAGUCUCCAAAUAUAUUCUGUAGUAAAAUUUGAACUCUUAAGCUAUUUGACCAGAUAAGCAGUUUUAUUGUAACAAUAAUAUCUGGUGACAUUCUUUUAAUAUCUACACAUAAUCAAAGUGUCACAACAUUUUUUAUGAAUUUAGACAUGUAUUAAGAGUUGUGAUUUCAUCAGUGUGGGAAUUAUGUCCAUUGAUGCUCUUUGGUGUUCUCUCACCCUGUGCAAUUCUUGAUCAUGUUCUCCAGCAGUUCUUUCUAAGGGAUCUACCCAGUAUGUGAAAGCCUUUCUUUUGGUCUUUUCCUGGGCAUGGGUGGGCCAGUGUACCUUCCAAACUGAUCGUCAGUUAUUCUUCAUUCAGGUUACAUGACCAGCUCUUCUCUCUCACAUGGGUGUCAUAGAUGGCUGCAUCCACCCUUACUAGUGUCCUUCAUGCCAUUUCUCUCAUACAAGUCAUUCUGAUGGGAUGCCGCCACUUGCUUCUGCCCACCAUGCAUCAUCUCAUUCCCUUCUGACUUGUUGAGAAUUUAGUCUGAUUCAUUGAGGUCCCUGAUUUGCAAAUGUCUAGUGCCACCAGGGGAAAAAAUUGGUCUUAAGGUGAUGGGCUGUGAUUUUUGGAUCAGUGAAAUCAGAAGUUUUGGAUAAGUGAAAAAACUGCUGUUUCCCAACAGCCUAGGCACUUCUUCCUGGUCAACUUCAGGCUCAGAACUUGAUUUUAAAAAUAGGACAGAAUCUGUUGAUUCUCUCUCAAUAUUCAAAUGACAGCUUUAAAACCAAAAUGACUAUUCAGGGCUUCAUUUUGUCCUGGUAGAGGUACAGGUUUCAUAUUUUGUUUUUAAGAUACAAAAGUAAAAAAGGGAUGACAGGAUAAUUUUUUACUAACUUUUUUUCUUAUAGAAAAUUUGAGUUGGCUUCAUUUGGAUUUUUUACUAUAAUUUUAAUGCAAAGGAUGAACAAACAGUAUUAUUUGCCUCAUGGUCACAUUUUAUUUUGAAAUGCUGCUUUAAAUGAUUUAUGCUUAAUUUGGAAAGGCUCAUAUUUGUAAACUAGGACCAUUAGCUCCUCCCACCAAAAUGAUUACCCUUUAAAGACUAAACUGUGAGCAAACCAUAGUUUUGGGAACAAACAUCUCCAGUUUUCCAGUGUUCUCUCCCUGAGCUUGAGGCAGUCAGAGCCUGUUGUUGUCCUGGAGGACAACCCUGACUUGUUGGGCUCCCAGGCUCCAAGGUGGUUGACUCAUGGCCUCCAAGCCUGACUUCAGUGUGAUCUCUUGUUGCAAUCCUGGGGCUGCUUGUUGGAGUUGCUUUGUCUUCCUCUUCUUCUCCCCUCACAGAACAAAGACUCAUCCUAGUACAUGGUCAAAGUACCAAGCUCAUUUCACAGAUAACAAACCAGACCAAACCGGAGCCUCAGACAACUCCACUAAAACCUGUUUUUGGGGGUCGAGGACUGAAAACCACUUGGGGGCCGAGUCAUCAAAUUAAAAGCUUUCUGUGCAUCCCAGCCAGCUCUUGAGGAUGGGGCUUUUGCUUUUUCCAGUUUUAUAAUUUGCCAGUUGUCUCCGAAUCGUGUUUCCUAGGUGUUUGGUUGGGUUUUUAUAAUUUUUUUUUUGCAAGAGUCCUAAUAAACAAGAUUAGGUUAGAACAGGGCAAGAGUAGCAUCUGAGAAAAGAGCAAAGGAACUGGGAGGGUUUGAAGAAGCUCUCAGAAACCACACAGAACUGGGAAGAGUCAGGGAGGGAGAGGUAGAAGGAGAAAAGUCACAGUCCCAUUCAUUCUCUGCCCUCCUAAAACAAGGAGGGAAGGAUGGUGGGCUUUGGGCUUCUCUGCUCCUACUCCCUUUGCCGUCAGGAAAGACUCGUCAGACUGAUGUUCUCAGACUGUGCCAUACGAUAUCUACCCUGCCUUGGAACACAUGUUGCUUCCAAAAAAUGCCUGAAUCUUUCUGACUCCAUUAUAGACAUGCCCAGUGAAUUCACCUUCAGGAUAGGAGAUGCUGUACAAACCAACCAAUAAAAACACUGUUGUAUAUACGUGGAUAUUUAAGAGCCUGGAGCUGUUACAUCCACUGGCAAAGUUCGUGGUGUGGAUGUCUUCCAAUAUUCACUUCUGUAACAGUAUUUGUUGAUGUCGUUCCACCAGCAACGCGAAUUCUAUUGUGAGCUCUUAGAAGACUAGAUUGUUCAGUGGUACAUUCGGCCAUCACCACAUCUAGUAGACAUGCGGUUAUCUUUUACUGUAACAUAGAGUAGCAGCAGUUCAACAUAGGAUAAUAAUCAGUGUUCAAGCUCAGUAUUUGAUGUAUUUUUAGGAUUUUUAAAGUCUUUCUUGCUUCGAUGUGAGGAUGGGGAAACACAACUGACUAGAACAUGUUCUGCUUCUCUCCCACCUCCCACCUGGGGUAGCAUUAGAGAGUGAAUUAAGCUCCUGAAAGGCUGGACAGUGUAGACAUAAAAUAUGCUGGUGAAAUCUAAGAGAGAAUGAAUGGAUGUAUUAGAAAGGCGGUAUCACAGCACUGUAUUUUUAUGGAUUUUAUGACAGUUUACAUGAUUAUGUAUGUUAAAUUUUAAAUUGUGAAAACACGUAUGUUUCCUAA